AUGACCUCAAAAGGAGGCUGGUGGGCCUGGUCGACCAAGAAGAAGGUUCUCGUCUUCGGAACCAUUGCUCUGGUCAUCGUCGCACUGGGUGUUGGUCUCGGUGCAGGACUCGGCAUCGGCUUGAAGAAUGGCGGAGACGACGACAACGACAGCGGUGAUAACGGCGAUAGCGGCAACACCGGGAGCGGCACCAACACUACAACACCCACCAACACGACGGUGAAAUGGCAGCCCGCCGCCGGCACCAAGUGGCAAAUCGUACUGAAGUAUCCUCUGAAUGACACCUCCAUUGACGCACCCGUCUACGACAUCGAUCUCUUUGAUAACCCUAAGUCUAUCAUCUCUGAACUUCAGGGCAUGGGCCGCAAGGUUAUUUGCUACUUCUCUGCUGGAACCUAUGAAGAUUGGCGCUCCGAUGCAAGUGACUUCGCCAAGGCCGACAUUGGCAAGGCUCUUGACGAUUGGGCUGGCGAGAGCUGGUUGAACAUCUCAUCCACAAGUGUGCGCAAGAUCAUGCAGAAGCGUCUUGACCUUGCUGUCACCAAGGGGUGUGAUGGUGUCGAUCCUGAUAAUAUUGAUGGAUACGACAAUGACAACGGACUCGACCUUACCCAGGCUAUGUCUACCAACUAUGUGAACUGGCUUGCGAGCGAGUCUCACAGCCGAGGUCUUUCCGUCGGACUGAAGAACGGCGGUGAUAUCAUUGACUCCGUUAUUUCAAACAUGCAGUGGAGUGUCAAUGAGCAGUGUGCCCAGUACGAUGAGUGCGAUACCUAUGCCGCCUUCAUCGACGCUGACAAGCCUGUCUUCCACAUCGAAUAUCCCAAGGGCUCAGAUACCGACAAUGACGAAUCCGUCACCGCCAAGCAGGUGACUUCUGCUUGCGAUGCAAACAGCUCCGGCAAUUUCUCGACCGUUAUCAAAAACAUGAACUUGAACAACUGGGUUGAGUACUGCCCUUGA
This is a messenger RNA of Penicillium nucicola, 963 nucleotides long. Its product is annotated as endo alpha-1,4 polygalactosaminidase. The transcript has a single exon. NCBI's taxonomy places the organism in Eukaryota, Fungi, Ascomycota, Eurotiomycetes, Eurotiales, Aspergillaceae. The record is from RefSeq and is a predicted model, not a curated record. The coding region runs from base 1 to 963 and encodes 320 amino acids.